AUGGACGCUGAUUCCUCUUGGACUGCUCGUCUCUCUUCCGCAUCCAGACGUUAUCAAGCCGCUCUUCAAUCUCGAUCAGAUAUGUUCAUGGGUUUUGAUGAAAACGAUGUGGAAGAAGAUAUAAGGGAAGAGUUUCUGUGUCCGUUUUGUUCUGAGUAUUUUGAUAUUGUUGGGUUGUGCUGCCAUAUUGAUGAAGAGCAUCCAAUGGAGGCAAAAAAUGGGGUAUGUCCAGUUUGUGCAUUGAGGGUGGGGGUUGAUAUGGUUGCUCACAUAACCUUACAACAUGGAAAUAUAUUUAAGAUGCAGCGCAAGAGGAAAUCACGUAAAGGUGGAUCUUAUUCAACACUUUCUUUAUUGAGGAAGGAGCUGAGAGAAGGAAAUUUGCAAUCCCUUUUUGGUGGGUCUCCAUGUUUAGUGUCCUCGUCUAAUGCAGCACCUGAUCCGCUGCUGUCGUCAUUCAUAUUGCCUUUAAGUAAUGAAUCGAUGAGUUCUCAGUCUCACACACAAACUGAGAUUAGAUCAUCCAAGAAAAGCUCAGAUGAGACUGUACCAAAAAGCCAUGUGGAGACACCAACCAUGUCAGUUAAAGAUAAGGAGGAGAAGACGAAAAGAUGUGAGUUUAUUCAAGGGCUGUUGAUGUCCACCAUACUUGAUGACAAUUUAUGA
Lathyrus sativus (Indian pea) is the source of this 666-nucleotide messenger RNA. The record is from the annotation of a GenBank genome assembly. NCBI's taxonomy places the organism in Eukaryota, Viridiplantae, Streptophyta, Magnoliopsida, Fabales, Fabaceae.